AUGACUAUCCCCAAAAAAAGAAAACUAUCAUCAUCAUACAACAACAACUCCACACUUUUUUUAAAUAUUCCAUAUGAAAUUAUUAUAAAAAUAUUACCACUUAUAACAAAAUCAGAUUUAAUUAACCUAGGAUUAUCAUGUUCAAAAUUCCAUGAUUUUUUAAAACCAUAUAUUUAUCAAUCAAUUACUCUUAGUUGGAAAGAUUUGAUUCUUUUGGAACAAGGAAAAUUGGGGAUCCAAAGGAUUAAUAAAUUUGUUGAAGUUUUAAAUAUUAAUGAAUAUGAUAUCAAAAAAGAAUGGAAUUUUAAUUAUAAUUCAUUGACUGAAGUAUUUGGGAAUUUAAGGAAAUUAAAGAUGAAUAUAAGUAAUUCAUCAAAUUUUUUAAAAUAUUUGAAUAAGGAUGUUAUGGGGUUGAAAGAAUUAGAAUUGAAAAGUAUGAGUUUUGAAUCAAAUUUAUUUAAUAUUAAUCAUUUAAUUAAAUUUAAAGACCUCAAAAGAUUAAAAUUAACUGGUUUUGUAAUUGAUUUUGAUGAUAAAGAUACCAAAAUCCAAUAUUUAGAAUUACAAGAUUGUUUUUGGAAUUAUCCAUUUAAUUUAGAAUUCUUUACUGGGGUAAGAGAAUUAAUUUUAAAUUAUUCAAAUCAAUUUAUCCUAAGUGAAAGAUUUAGAUUUUUCAUAAUGAAUCCGGUGUUACCAAAAUUAGAAUCAUUAUAUAUACAAAAUCAUAACCCCCAGUUAAAAUUACAUAUAACUGAAUCAAAUUUAAUUAAAAUUUUACAAAAAAAUAAUAAAAUUAUAAAAAUUCAAUUAUUUGGUAAUAUUGAAACAUCUAUAAACCCCCAGACUUGUUCAAAUAUUAAAUUUUUAAGGUCUUAG
Molecule: messenger RNA, 876 nt
Organism: Hansenula ciferrii
Lineage: Eukaryota; Fungi; Ascomycota; Saccharomycetes; Phaffomycetales; Wickerhamomycetaceae
Exons: 1
Coding region: 1-876 (291 amino acids)
Molecular function (GO): protein binding
Source: RefSeq, a predicted model, not a curated record